Messenger RNA from Saccoglossus kowalevskii, 972 nucleotides. RefSeq names its product cell wall protein DAN4-like. The record is from RefSeq and is a predicted model, not a curated record. Lineage: Eukaryota; Metazoa; Hemichordata; Enteropneusta; Harrimaniidae.
AUGGCAGAUGAAAAGACAACACUUUUACCGACAACAGCAGAUGAUGUCAGUGUCACCCAAACAGAAGUUACAUAUUUAUCAGACAGAACUACACAUGAAAUUACAACACCUUUACCGACAACAACAGAUGAUGUCAGUAUUACCCAAACAGAAGAUACAUAUUUAUCAGACAGAACAACGGAUGAAAUUACAACACCUUUACCGACAACAACAGAUGAUGUCAGUAUUACCCAAACAGAAGAUACAUAUUUAUCAGACAGAACUACAGAUGAACAAACAACACCCAUUGCGGCUUCAGCAGAUUAUAUCAGUGUUACCCAGGAUUUGAGUUCAGAAAUAUUUACAGUUCCCACAAUCGGGACUUGUGUAUUUGGCGGCGUGAAAAUGGGCAUGGCGAAGAUGGCAGACAUGAGCCAAUCGAACAUCACUAACGCAUGCGCAAUGGCACCAUACUCGUCUGAUUAUGUGGCAGGGAUUGGCAGCUCCCAUAGUUUUAAUUAUUAUGAAUGUGGUGAAUGUUUGGUAGUGUCCGGUGUGGUUGGCACAGUUACUGUACUCGUUGUGGAGAAUUGUGGCGACUGUGACACCCAGGACCUAAUGCUUAACACUGCUGCCUUCAACGUAUUAUCAAUUUUGCCCAUUGACAUACCAGUUGUGUGGGAGGUUGUACCAUGUGACGUCUCGGAGGGUAUGAAGUUUAAGUUCAUGACCGGAAGCGACGAAUAUGGUUGGGGCAUUCAAGUUCGAGAUCAUCGGUAUCCAGUCGCUGACAUGUGCGUCAUAGUCGGGACUAUUUGUCAGCCAUUGUUGAAAAUGAACACCAAUUAUUUUGUAAAUAACAACAACAUUACUGCACCUUUUACGUUGACGAUUGUGUCCAUAAAUGGCGUUGAAGCCAGUGUUGAAAUAGACGCCAUCUACAGCGAAGAUGUAUUGAUCCACACUAAUGUACAAUUUCCAAAUGUUUGCUAA